AGCCAGCAGUACGGCAUCCACAACGACAUUCCCACUAAGAUUGUCGAAGAUGACGAAGACGACUUGGCUGAGCGAAGCGAAAGCGAGACGUUAUCACAGGAGCCCGGCCUGGUUGGUAAACACGCUUCAAGCCUCAUUCACCGCCCGUCCGGUGCUAGAAUUAGUGCUCUCGGCGGUACCCGCUAAAUUUUUGUGUGUUCCUAACUUGUUGCAUGUACGGAGUCGGUGGCGACAUGUACCAAGAUUUUUGGCCUGUUGAAGGUUUUACCAAGGAAGGGCGAGUUGUCUCUAUAUCUUUUGCCUCUACCUGUGUAUAUGGACUUUGCUUAUACCUUGGCCUAUCUGUUUAUGGACCUGUAUGGCGUUUUACUCUAUGAAGAGUCUCGGAUUUUCGCUCUUUGCUUUUCCUACAUUCUCUCUUGGCCCCUUUGGUCUCACUCUUAAUUUUCCUUCAGGUGUUAAGGCAACUAGAGGUGAUACUCUGUUGGCCAGGCAUUUACUAAAUGUCCUGCUAUGUUACGUUGUCACCAUUCUGUCUCUUUUGUGUAUUGGUUAACGUUAGCUGUCUGUCACCAAAGACCAGUAAAUGUUUAGCCUUAAUUAUUCUCAAGCUCACGUCUCAUGUUUAGCAUUGGACAAAUAAGAGUUACUUUAAAACAA
Molecule: messenger RNA, 660 nt
Organism: Daldinia loculata
Lineage: Eukaryota; Fungi; Ascomycota; Sordariomycetes; Xylariales; Hypoxylaceae
Exons: 2
Coding region: 359-556 (65 amino acids)
Source: RefSeq, a predicted model, not a curated record